Molecule: messenger RNA, 4075 nt
Organism: Epinephelus lanceolatus (giant grouper)
Lineage: Eukaryota; Metazoa; Chordata; Actinopteri; Perciformes; Serranidae
Product: poly(ADP-ribose) glycohydrolase
Biological process (GO): nucleotide-sugar metabolic process; ATP generation from poly-ADP-D-ribose; carbohydrate metabolic process
Cellular component (GO): cytoplasm; nucleus
Molecular function (GO): poly(ADP-ribose) glycohydrolase activity
Source: RefSeq, a predicted model, not a curated record
GAACUGCACUGUUGUUGCUAGGUUCAGUGACAGUCAGAAGUACUACUCUGCGUCUUAACACUAACCAAAAACCAACAAAUAUUGUCAUAGUGUACGUUUAGGUUAUUUUUAAUAGGAAGCUGUGAGUUUACAAGAUGCGUGCUCAAGUGUCUGGCGCUAUUCACAAUUAUUUCUCGGUUGUUUUAAGGAACUGUUGAACUCCAAAGCUAGCUAGCAUGUAAGCUAGCUAACGGUUUGUUGAUAGUCGUUUCUGGACAGUGUGUCACCCUAUUGUUGGACAACAACAAACUGCGACCUAAGGAAUUGUUAGAUAGCGUCAUGUAUGGCUGCGUACCAUUUUUUAAGACUUGCUCACCUACUGAAGAAAGGGCUGCCCACGAAAGAAGUCUGGACAAGAGCAAAUAACGCCUCAAUCUUGGUGUCAGCUCAGGUUGUAUUAAUGACUGCGCUGACAGACUUUGAACCUUUAGCAAAGAGACUUAGGGUUGAUAUAAGUGCCCCAACGUCCCCUCCAUCUUCUUCCCAAGUCUCAUCUUUAUGUAUUCAGAGCAGAGAUAAUGCAGUAGAUCAAGAAAGGAGGCAAAACAACACAGACACAAAGAUGGACAUACGGCCAAAGACUGGAGCAGACCGACUGCGAGGUGUUAAGACAAAAGGUUGUCAUCAAAGAAUUGGCCCCAGACCGCAACAGAAGUUCAGAAGCACUCUUGAACGAUGGUUGGUGAAGCCCCAAAAAAGUACAGCUGAAGUGUGCCAAACCCAAGAGGAUGUAGAGAUGGCUCACGAUAGUGCCUUUCAGAGCACCUCAGCUCAGGUUCAGGACCGCCAAAAUGCUGAAAAGCCUGCUGUGUCUGACUCGGAUGAAGAAACACAACCUUUGACACCACAGGACCUGGAUGAGUACAAUCCUGUGUCACCAGCUUCCAAGGACUCUGCAGGGAGUGGGCUAACACAGCCACCAUCCCACAAUUAUGAUGGAUUAGAGAAAGAAGAAAUGGAGACAGACUCAUCAGAGAGCUCCGUCAAGCACAAUGCCAAAAUAACAGACUUCUUUGCAGGGACCUCAUCACCAGGUGUUCCUGUGAGACGGGGCAGGCCGAAUAAGUCUCCAGACAAACCAGAUGCAGACAAGGAAGCUACAUCUGCUGUUGUCAAGCCUGAUGUCAAAUGGCUGGGGACGCCAAUUAGUGAGCUAAAGAGAAUGCCAGAAUGUGGCGGACCGCUUCCUCCACUGAAGGACGUUCCUGGCCAGCACACUGUGAUGAUAAGGACAGACCUUCUUCAGAGUGGUAAAGUUCCUGUUCCAUAUCCUACAAAGUUUAGGGAUACCUGGGAUGAUGUCCAUGUCAAGAUGCCCUGUUCCAGUAGCAACCUGUUUCCUGUACAGGAUGAGGAAACACUGGAACUACAGAAUAAGAGUAGGUGGGAGCUGAUCAAGGAAGCUUUAAACAGGGAAUUUACGAGUCCAUUUGAGCUGAGGAAUGCAAUACUGAAGUACAACUCCUCACAGGCCAAGAAAUGGGACUUCACUGCAUUACGUUUGUACUGCACUAAGGUCCUGGAGCCUGAUACUGCUGAACAUCUGUUUGACUCCCUGCUGCCAGACAUGGUGCAAUUAGCACUGAGAGCAUCUGAGCUCUGUACCAAGCCGAUACCCCUCCUCAAGCAAGGCACGAACCACUCCAUCACCAUGUCUCAGGAGCAGGUGGCAUGUCUGCUCGCCAACGCCUUCUUCUGCACCUUCCCCCGACGCAACUCCAGAAAGACUGAGUACCGCAACUACCCAGACAUCAACUUCUUCAGGCUGUUUGAGAGCUCAUCUUCAAGGAAGAUUGAGAAGCUGAAAACCCUGAUGUGCUAUUUCCAAACUUUCACUGAACAAAAGCCUACUGGACUUGUAACAUUCACACGAAGAAGCUUGGAAGAUCCUCUGAAUUGGAAAAGCUCAAAGACUCAGCUCACAAAGCUCCACAUUACGUGUGAAGGCACCAUUGAGGAUGAUGGUUAUGGAAUGCUUCAGGUGGAUUUUGCUAAUCAGUAUGUGGGAGGAGGAGUCACCAGUUCCGGGCUCGUCCAAGAGGAAAUCCGUUUCCUGAUCAACCCCGAGCUUAUCGCUUCUCGCCUCUUCACCGAAGCCCUGGAUGAUAAUGAAUGUCUGAUCAUCACAGGUACGCAGCAGUACAGCAAAUACACAGGAUAUGCUCAUACCUACCAGUGGGGCGGCAGCCACCAGGACACAACUCCAAGAGAUGGCUGGCAGAGAAGAUGCACAGAAAUUGUGGCGAUCGAUGCACUGCAUUUCAAGACCUUUCUUGAACAGUUUCACCCAGUGAGACUCAACCGAGAACUCAACAAGGCCUACUGUGGUUUUGCUCGCCCUGAAGAACAAAGCCAAAACCUUGCAGCAGUGGCUACAGGGAACUGGGGCUGUGGGGUUUUUGGAGGUGACACACGUCUGAAAGCUCUGCUCCAGAUGCUGGCAGCUGCUGAGGCGGGCAGAGAUGUGGCCUAUUUCACCUUUGGUGACAGCCAGCUCAUGACAGAUGUCCACAAGAUGCACUCUUUCCUAACUCAGAGGAAGAUCAGUGUCGGGGAGGUGUAUGAGCUCCUGGGGCAGUACUACAGCUCAGUGUGCAGGAACUGCCUUGGUCGACGCCCUGACGUCAGCCUCUACUCCUUCAUCUACCAACAGGUCAGCUCCUCCCUGGCGCCAGAGGACUCCGACAGGGGCUCGGCUAGACAUCACGUCCCUGCAGACUGCCGUUAAGGUCAGGUGGCUGAUGAGUCACCGUGCCUUAUCUUGGGAAAACGUCACAAAACCGAAUUAAAACAUUCUGUCUGCCUUUAAAUUUAUUUUUUAGCUUAAAUGUUUUUUGUAAGACAAACUUGAUUAACAGUGGGGGAUUUACCAAAUGUGCUCUCCACCACUGGCAGCUGAAAAUGACAAUCUGGCAUGCAGAUCCUUUUCACAAAGAACCGGACUGCAGAGGGUGAUUAGUUAUGACCCUGUCUGGCACUGUGUUCAUUUUGCUGCUGCUGGUAAUACACCAAUGUAUUGAGCUUCAAUACGACGCAAUUGUGAUUUUAAUGGUGAAGCAAAGGUUGCCAUCCAUCUUCUGAGUUUGUCAUGUUUCCUUUUUUUACACCCACACAUAUCCAGCCUAAUUGAAUUGGCUGUCAGAAAUCAAGUUAAAGGAAAAGAAUAACAAGAACAGGGUUUGGAAAGCUUGGAGCGGUCUCAGAAAACAGUUUGAUUUAAAGAGCAGCCUGGCUCUUAAGGGGAUAAUCUCUUAGCUGCUGCAUUCACAGCAAAGUUCUAGUUACAAUCACGGGUCCAUGAAUACAUUUUUGGGUUCUUUGCUGUAUGUGACACACUCCAAAGAACCCAGAUGCGCUUAAAAUAUUAAUUUGAUUUGUUUGUUUCUGUGUUUUAGAACUAAUUUCAGCAUGAAACUGUUAUUUUGAUGAAAAGUGAGAUGUUUUUCUGAAAGAUUUUGUUUUACAGCCUAAAUAAAAUCAAUUUAAAUGUAAAAUUCAGGUUUUUAAUAUUGCCUACCUUUUAUUCUGAAGCGCCAUUUGAAUAGAGCCACAAAUGUCAGCAAUACAUCUCCGAACAAUCAGGCUGAGGGCCUCUUGUCCCGCGGAUGUUACAGGCAAAAUGAGUUUCCAUACAGCCUUGCCAUUUAUCUUUCCCCAGCUAUUGCUUCAGCCUUUCACUCACAGUUUAAUAAGGUCAUACCUUUUAUAUAAACUGUACAUGACACCUCAUUAAGUAAAGAGUAGAUCAUAGAGUAUCCAGUCAGAGGCGAGAGUUGGGCAGUGGGGCUCCUGGGUGAUUUCUCUGUCUGUCAGGUGAAACACUGCUUCAUUUGCAUCAAGAAGAAGCUGUUUGGUGUGAGUCACAGAGGUUAGACCUUUGGCACUUUGUACUGAGGUUAUAUUUUGUCUUACUUAUUGAUAUGUGACAAUAUUCUUGGUACAAAAUACAGUUUUACCUAUGAUAUUGGGUUCACAAUAUUAAAAAUUGAAGCUGAUGUGUUUAUUAAAGUAAUGAUCUCAAAAAUUUUCAUGUAAA